UCCAUACAGACACUUCCUCUUCGAACUUCCGAUAAGACUUCAUGUACUUUCCGAAUAGCACUGUGGGUAGACAUACGUCCUCUUCAUUUGACAGUAGUUUCAGUAUUUUCUGUUAGGAAAGUCACCACCUUUUAAAAAUUAUCGCCUUUAACAUUCGCUGACAUCAGACAAUUAUUACGAGAAUUACCAAAAAUGGCUACUUAUCAACUCCAAUGCUUCAAUACAGUUCCUUCAUUAGAGGUCGUUCCAGAUAUAGAGACGAGUCAGAGAAUUGAUGAAAUAUUAGAGGCUCUCAACCGCAACGAACGCAAGGAAGUGUUGUAUUUGUGUGAAAGCUUGCACAAAGAUAAUACAGCGGCCUGCUUGAAAGAGACACUCUACUCCAGAGCCAUGAGCUAUGGCACAGCUGGGAAUAUGUUUCUGCUAGAGCUCCUGGUGCAUUUGGGAAGAUAUGACAUUGUGAGGAAGGUGUUUGGUUUCAGCAGGGAUGCGGUGCAGAGAAAUAUGGGGUCCUGGCAGGUUCUACCAAGAUUCAGAGUGCUGAUGACUCAAUUAAGUGAGGACAUGACCAGUGACGAUGUAAUCAUGUUUAAGUUCCUGCUGUUCAACAUCUUAGGGCGUAAGAGGAGUGAACAAGCCAAGAACUUUCUGGACAUUGUUAUAGAACUAGAGCACCUGGGUGAAGUUUCAUCCCAAAGAGUGGACAUUCUGGAGGAAUGUUUAGUACACAUUCGCCGGGUAGACUUGGCCAACAAACUGAAGGUGUACAAAAAGUCAGGAAACACAAAUAUGCUUGAGACCAAAGUACAGCAGACCUGCCAGAGUCACGUCAACAAAUACAAAUUUAGCAGUAAGCCCAGAGGACUGUGUGUCAUCAUAGACUGCGUGGGUAAUGAUGGAGAGAUGCUGGAGCACACUUUUAAAUCGCUGCACUUCAGCGUGACCUUGCACAAAUACCUCAGUGUUGCUCAGACGGUUUCAGUGCUCAGAGGCCUAUCCCAGGGAAGUAAGGCGCUCAAGGGCGAUGGCUUCGUCUGCUGCAUCAUUAGCCGCACCACCGCCACUCAUCUCCUGGCCACGGAUUCCUACGAUGAGAGCCUGCCGCUCGAUGAUCUUAGCCGUCUGUUCGCCGGUGACGUGUGUUCCGCGCUGGUCGACCAGCCCAAACUCUUCUUCAUCCAGGGUUACAGGGUCCCGGAGUUCCAGCCCUGCGCCAGACUGGACCAACGGGAUGAGGAUUUGGAGACAGACGGAGGUGUUUGUCCGUCGAGUCCCAGUUCAAUCCCGUCGCGUGCAGAUGUGUUCUGGAGUCACUGCUGGACUGGAGAAGACCAGCUGCAGCAAGGACGACAUCGCUCCGUUUACCUCAAGGCGUUGACGGACGCCAUGCACAGAGGCCAGCGGGGGAGCAGACACCUGGUGGAUCUUCACCUGGAGGUGAAUGGAGCCGUCUUUAAACACAACAGCAAGUGUCCUGGGCAGGAGUAUCACAUUGAUCUGAAACACACUUUAAGAAAAGAGCUUUACUUCUAAACUUUCAGCUACUGUCAGGCAGCUUGGCAUAGCCGGCUUGUGCACAAUUUCAGAAUUAUACAAAUAUGUAUUUUUUAUUUUAAAUGAUUUUUUUUUAAAUUUAUACCAGGGGUGUCAAACUCAUUUUAGAUCGGGGGCCACAUGGAGAAAAAUCUACACCCAAAUGGGCCGGACUAGUAAAAUCACGGCACGAUAACUUAAAAAUAAAGACAACUUCAGAUUGUUUUCUUUGUUAGAAAAUAGAACAAGCACAUUCUGAAAUUAGAGAUGUCCGAUAAUAUCGGCCGAUAAAUGCUUUAAAAUGUAAUAUCGGAAAUUAUCGGUAAAAUUUAUGACUUUUUAAAACGCCGGAGUGGUACACGGGCGUAGGGAGAAGUACAGAGCGCCAAUAAACCUUAAAGGCACUGCCUUGCGUGCCGGCCCAAUCUCAUAAUACCUACGGCUUUCACACACACAAGUGAAUGCAAUACAUACUUGGUCAACAGCCAUACAGGUCACACUGAGGGUGACCGUAUAAACAACUUUAACACUGUUACAAAUAUGCGCCACACUGUGAACCCACACCAAGCAAGAAUGACAAAUACAUUUCGGGAGAACAUCCGCACCGUAACACAACAUAAACACAACAGAACAAAUACCCAGAACCCCUUGCAGCACUAACUCUUCCGGGACGCUACAAUAUACACCCCCCCGCCCUCCCACCUCAACCCCGCCCACCUCAACCUCCUCAUGCUCUCUCAGGGAGAGCAUGUCCCAAAUUCCAAGCUGCUGUUUUGUGGCAUGUUAAAAAAAAUAAUGCACUUUGUGACUUCAAUAAUAAAUAUGGCAGUGCCAUGUUGGCAUUUUUUUCCAUAACUUGAGAUGAUUUAUUUUGGAAAACCUUGUUACAUUGUUUAAUGCAUCCAGCGGGGCAUCACAACAAAAUUAGGCAUAAUAAUGUGUUAAUUCCACUACUAUAUAUAUCGGUAUCGGUUGAUAUCGGAAUCGAUAAUUAAGAGUUGGACAAUAUUGGAAUAUCGGAUAUCGGCAAAAAAACCAUUAUCGGACAUCUCUAUCUGAAAAUGUACAAAUCAUAAUGUUGUUGGGGGUUUUUUACACUUACAUGUUGCGGUUAAUAGUAUUCUAUCUAUUUGUCGUUAUUUAUAUUUUCUGAAUAAAUUAUGUGAUAAUGUUCAUCUGUCAACUCAUUGGUGUUAAUUUUCAAUCUAUCAAGAUAAAAAAAUUAUAUCAAAAUCAAAUUACAGGAUGUUAUUUAUGUAGUUUGCUCAUUUUUCUCGACUGACAUGUACUAACUGUACUAACGUGGUUUAUUUUGUACAUAUGAAGCAUCAUCUACAAAGAUACAAAGAAUUGCUAUUGCGACAGCUGUUUCAUUAAAAAAUUUCAGGUUAAUUUUUAUACUUAGCAAACUCAUCCCGCGGGCCGGAUAAAACCUGUUUGUGGGCCUGAUCCGGCCCUCGGGCCGUACGUUUGACACCCCUGCCUUAGAGUCAUAUAACUUGGUAUGUGACACAAGCUAACUAUUAUCAUGCGCACGUUAGCUUGCUAACUUUUUGAGCUAGUUUUUCAACCGUUUAACACAGAGUCACGUAACUUGCUAUGUGACACUUUUUAACUGUUAGCAUGCAAACAAUAGCAAGCUAACUUAAGCAUGCUAACUUUUUCAUCUAAAUGUACACUUUUUUUUUUCCUAUUCCCGCAGCCAUACGCCUUUGAGUCGUAUAACUUGGUAUAUGAAUCAUGCUGAUUGUUAUCAUGCUAUCGUUAGCACAUAUGCUAAGUGUUAGCAUUUUUAUGUGAACGGGCUACUAUUUUAGGCAGGCCUGGGCAAUUAUUUUGACUCGGGGGGCACAUUUAGAGAAAAAAAUGUGUGUGGGGGGCCGGUAUAUCUAUUUUUAGGAACACGAAUAUAAAACCUCACAAUGUGUCUGAUUGAAUUCUAAAAACGUUAUGACAGACCGCCUUAAAAAACGUAAUGUAAUUUUACAUUUUUCUAUGAACGAUAAAACACUGAAUAUUGGCAAAAUAUGAAUGUCACACCCCCUUUCGAUCGACAAAUUUUACAAUCAAGUGAAACGCAACAAAAAUGCAAGAAACUGUGAAAUAUGAACGCGAAGGGUACAAAAUAAACCCACCUACCAUCUGAUAUAUAUGAUAUUUGCUGAAUUUCCCUCAGGGAUCAAUAAAGUACUUUCUAUUCUAUUCUAUUCUAUAUAUCACUAAGCUUUAGAACUUUGUUGUGAAAAUCUCCUUCCGCGUCUGUGGAAACGCUUCCCGCCCACACUGCUUGGUGCCUCGUCUGAGCUGCUGUGACGUAGAUUACCAUAGUAACUAAUUAGAUGACCAUAGUAACUAAUUAGAUGACCAUAGUAACUAAUUAGAUGACCAUAGUAACUAGUAUAUCAUCCAUAAGCGCAGAUUCCAACCAUUGAAAUACUUGGUAUAGUUGAAGACUUACGGUCAUUAGAAAACAUCACUGCACAUCAUAAUGGCAGCUACACUUUCCAGCUUAAAGAUCUAAAAAAAUUAUUUGGGAAUGUCCGGCGGGCCAGAUUGAAAAGCUCAAUGCCCGGGGGCAUGUGGCCCCCGGGUCUUAAUUUGCCCAGGUCUGGUUUUAGGCUAGCUCUGUGGCUCAUUUUGUACAGUUACACCUACAACUCAAGGAUUCCGACACUCAGCACCAUUUUAAAAGCACGGCGGCUUCGGGCGACCCCCGGCCAGAGGUCCAGGGCACAGAUAGCAGGCCCAUCAAAAUGUCCGUGGGAAUUUUUUAGUUGUAAAUUUUGAUGAACUGUAAUUCCACUUUCGGUUUGCAACCUUAAUUCAAAUUCAUAUAAAUGAAUUAGAAUUCGGUAGACAUUCCCAAUUCCCAAUUCAGUUUGGAGUUUUGCACAAGCCUGUUGCAAACAUUUAUUUAUCAUUUGAUCAGUGCUGUCAAUUUUUUUUUUUUAAAUCAGAUUAAUCACACUUUUGAAUUUGGAUUAACCAUGAUUAAUCACAGGUUAUUACUCACUUGCAUACUGUAAUUAAAAAUACUCCAUUAUUUGGACACAUAUUCAAUUAUAUUGUCAGAACAGAUCUAGGAACAUGACUUAAAACAUGUACCUAUAUGUCUCCUUACAUACUACAAAGUAUUUUGUCUAUAUUUAUUCCUAUGCCACUUUUUUGCCACAUGCACAUUACAGUGAAAACAUUUGUGUUUCAUAUUAAACUUGCCACUUUUCAGUGUUCCCUGUUAUGUCGGCAACAGUCUAGUGUUUGUAUUGCAGUUUCAAAGCAAUUGUGUCAUCGUCAUUAUUUAUUUGAUAUAUGGCAAGUGUUGUCACUGGUGAUGAGUUUGACUGUGACUAGAACAAGAGUUGUAUUUGAGUCAGUAACACACACACACAAAGUAUCAAUGAUGGCUGAGUCAUUUGUUAGCUAGAGUUUAUUAGAGCUCUUUUAACAAAUAUUUAAAUGAAUAAACAAUAUGAUUUUACAUGAUAUUGUCUAUUGUACAGUAUAUUGUUAACCUUGUCCUGCUCACAAAUGCAGGCAGCAAUCAGAAUUUUGCUUACUGCACUUCAUGAUUCAAAACAUUCAGAACUGUCCUCCAGAAAGUCUUACCUUUGUCCAUGUGAUGUCAGAUGAAACAAAAAUUGAGCUGUUUGGCCACAAUACCCAGCAAUAUGUUUGGAGGAGAAAAGGUGAGGCCUUUAAUCCCAGGUACACCAAACCUACCGUCAAGCAUGGUGGUGGUAGUAUUAUGCUCUGGGCCUGUUUUGCUGCCAAUGGAACUGGUGCUUUACAGAGAGUAAAUGGGACAAUGAAAAAGGAGGAUUACCUCCAAAUUCUUCAGGACAACCUAAAAUCAUCAGCCCGGAGGUUGGGUAUUGGGCGCAUUUGGGUGUUCCAACAGGACAAUGACCCCAAACACACGUCAAAAGUGGUAAAGGAAUGGCUAAAUCAGGCUAGAAUGAAGGUUUUAGAAUGGCCUUCCCAAAGUCCUGACUUAAACGUGUGGACAAUGCUGAAGAAACAAGUCCAUGUCAGAAAACCAACAAAUUUACCUGAACUGCACCAAUUUUGUCAAGAGGAGUGGUCACAAAUCCAACCAAAAGCUUGUGGAUGGCUACCAAAAGCGCCUUAUUGCAGUGAAACUUGCCAAGGGACAUGUAACCAAAUAUUAACAUUUCUGUAUGUAUACUUUUGACCCAGCAGAUUUGGUCACAUUUUCAGUAGACCCAUAAUAAAUUCACAAA
Messenger RNA from Entelurus aequoreus (snake pipefish), 5774 nucleotides. RefSeq names its product CASP8 and FADD-like apoptosis regulator a (gene cflara). Gene Ontology annotation, molecular function: cysteine-type endopeptidase activity; protein binding. The transcript is spliced from 8 exons. Bases 193 to 1533 code for a protein of 446 amino acids. Gene Ontology annotation, biological process: proteolysis; negative regulation of extrinsic apoptotic signaling pathway via death domain receptors. Lineage: Eukaryota; Metazoa; Chordata; Actinopteri; Syngnathiformes; Syngnathidae. The record is from RefSeq and is a predicted model, not a curated record.